Messenger RNA from Gossypium raimondii (Peruvian cotton), 1087 nucleotides. RefSeq names its product serine/arginine-rich splicing factor RS31. Gene Ontology annotation, biological process: mRNA splicing, via spliceosome. Gene Ontology annotation, cellular component: nuclear speck. The record is from RefSeq and is a predicted model, not a curated record. Bases 210 to 965 code for a protein of 251 amino acids. Gene Ontology annotation, molecular function: RNA binding. Lineage: Eukaryota; Viridiplantae; Streptophyta; Magnoliopsida; Malvales; Malvaceae. The transcript has 5 exons.
CACAAGGUACUCUCCAUACCCUUUUUUUCCCCUUCCCGUUAUCUUGUCUUGUCUGUUUGGUUCCUGAGAAAACGAAAGAAAACGCAACGGUCUGUUUUUAAAGACAAAACAGUAGUGGUAAUUUGAUUUCCCCCCCCCCUCCCCCCCUUAAUUCUUGCUUUAGGUAUCUGUUAAAGGAUAAAGGUGCGAUUCUUUUGGUGAAAAAAACAAUGAGGCCUGUGUUUGUGGGGAACUUCGAGUACGAGACUCGGCAAUCAGAGCUGGAGCGUUUGUUUUCAAAAUACGGGAGGAUCGAACGGGUUGAUAUGAAAUCUGGAUUUGCCUUUGUUUAUUACGAGGAUGAACGUGAUGCUGAAGAUGCUAUUCGUGAACUUGAUAAUAUUCCUUUUGGUUAUGACCGACGGCGACUGUCUGUGGAGUGGGCUAAGGGUGAACGUGGUCGACGUGGUGAUGGUUCUAGGUCAGUGACAAAUCAUAGACCCACCAAAACCUUGUUUGUUAUCAACUUUGAUCCAAUCCGUACUAGGGAACGAGAUAUUCUAAGGCACUUUGAGCCAUAUGGGAAGGUUCUUCAUGUUCGCAUUAGGCGAAACUUUGCGUUUGUUCAGUUUGCAACACAAGACGAUGCUACCAAAGCUCUCGAGGCUACACAAAGGAGCAAGUUACUAGACAGAGUCGUGUCUGUUGAAUAUGCUUUAAGGGAUGAUGAUGAGAGGGAUAACAGAUAUGAUAGUCCUAAAAGAGGAGGUUACGAUAGACGUGGAGAUAGUCCAUAUGGGAGGUCCCGAAGUCCUGUGUACCAUAGGCGACAAAGUCCUGAUUAUGGUAGAGCUUGUAGUCCUGUUUAUGAACGCUAUAAUGGUCCUGUUUAUGACAGACGCAAAAGUCCUGAUUACGGGAGGCAUAGGAGUCCUGAAUAUGGCAGAUACCGCAGCCGAUCACCUGUUCGAAGGUCCCGAACAUAGAAGGGCAUCAGAUUACCGGUGAAAAGUAUUUCGUAGCUCUAUGCUUAGCUUUCUAUGUAUUUUGGUAUGUACUUUAAGAACCUAUUGUUCAUGUUAAUAUAUGUACUUGGCUUGGAUUAAAA